UAUGGUCCAAAACAAUCUAUCGUACUUAGUUAUUCAUUGUAUAGAUAACAAGACGAUUGCAUUCAGUUAUCGUACUUAGUUAUCGCGCUCCACAGUGUUUUCAAUGGAGUCCAAUUGCAUUCAGUUCCUCCAGAACAAGACGAUUCUCGUCACCGGUGUUCCCGGUUUCCUCGCCAAAGUGUUUGUGGAGAAAAUAUUGAGGAUUCAACCAAACGUGAAGAAGCUUUUCCUUCUCUUGAGAGCAGCAGACAAUGAAUCAGCCAUGCAACGGUUUCAAAGUGAGGUUUUAGAGAAAGAUCUUUUUAGAGUGUUGAGGAACGCUUUAGGUGAUGAGAAUCUGAAAGCUUUCGUAUCAGAAAAAGUUGUCCCUAUUUCGGGUGAUAUUUCAGUUGAUAAUCUGGGAGUGAAGGAUUCUGAUCUCUUACAACAUAUGUUGAAUGAGAUCGAUAUCAUUGUCAAUGUCGCCGCCACAACGAACUUUGAUGAAAGAUAUGAUGUUGGUCUUAGCAUCAAUACAUUUGGACCGCUCAAUGUCCUCAACUUUGCCAAGAAAUGUGUUAAAGGGCAGUUGCUUCUCCAUGUCUCAACCGCGUAUGUGUGCGGAGAGAAGUCUGGAAUUUUACAAGAGAAAGCAUUUCACAUGGGGGAGACGUUAAACGGACAUGGAAAAUUAGUCAUUGAGACCGAAAUGGCGCUAAUUAAACAAAAACUGAAAGAGUUACAGAAACAAGAUUGUUCGGAAGAAGAGAUUUCACAGUCUAUGAAAGAUCUUGGAAUGUCAAGGGCAAAGCUUCAUGGAUGGCCAAACACAUAUGUGUUUACCAAAUCAAUGGGAGAGAUGCUUCUUGGUAGCCAUAGAGAAAAUCUUCCUAUCCUUAUCAUCCGUCCCACAAUGAUCACUAGCACUAUUUCCGAACCAUUUCCCGGUUGGAUCGAAGGGUUAAGAACCAUAGAUAGUGUGAUUGUUGCAUAUGGCAAAGGAAGGCUUAAAUGUUUUCUUGCAGAUCCAAACUCAGUCCUUGAUCUUAUACCUGUGGACAUGGUCGCAAACGCAAUGGUAACGGCUGCGGCAAUACACGCAGGGAAAUUAGGAUCUCAAACCGUGUACCAUGUCGGCUCAUCUUGUAAGAACCCGAUCACAUUUGAACAGAUUCACGAUCUCGCGGCUCGGUACUUCACCAAAAGCCCUCUUGUUGGACGCGAUGGUUCACCCAUCAUUGUCUCCAAAGGAACUAUCUUGUCCACUAUGGCUCAGUUCAGCUUCUACAUGACCCUUCGUUACAAGCUACCUUUGCAGAUGCUGCGAUUGAUAUAUGUAAUUUAUCCUUGGUGGGAUGGAAAUAAAUAUAAAGACAUUGACCGCAAAAUUAAACUGGCGAUGCGGCUAGUCGACCUCUACAGACCUUAUGUCUUGUUUAAGGGCAUAUUUGACGAUACGAAUACUGAGAUACUGCGGUUGAAAAGAAAGGAGAUUAAUAAAGAAAUGUAUGGUUUGUUCGAAUUUGAUCCAAAGUCUAUUGAUUGGGAUAAUUACAUGACGGCCAUUCAUAUUCCCGGCCUCGUCACAUAUGUACUAAAAAAAUAAAACGUUUAAGACAUGAAAAUGAGUAUUAUUUACAUUUCUUGGUUACCUAUAAAUUACUUGAACCGAGUAAAAUUGUGUAUUGGUUGGGGUUGAAAACAAAUACAAGGUGUGUACUGCC
Arabidopsis arenosa is the source of this 1703-nucleotide messenger RNA. Lineage: Eukaryota; Viridiplantae; Streptophyta; Magnoliopsida; Brassicales; Brassicaceae. The record is from the annotation of a GenBank genome assembly.